Molecule: messenger RNA, 627 nt
Organism: Aegilops tauschii subsp. strangulata
Lineage: Eukaryota; Viridiplantae; Streptophyta; Magnoliopsida; Poales; Poaceae
Source: RefSeq, a predicted model, not a curated record
AUGUCCGCCUCUGCGUCGGACGCGUCCACCGCCGCCGCCACGUUGCUCCGGCCAAUGAGAGGCCGCCACGUCACCUCCCCCGCCGCCUCAGCCAACCAGUGCCCGCCACCUCACCCGCGCCCCGCGCCCACUUCGCCCGCGGCCCGGUUCCCCGAGCCGCCGCCAACCGCGGGCGCUGCCCCGCGCGCCUCCCCGCACCCCGCCGCCGGCGAGCGUCGCCGGUGCCCCGUCGCCGCCCUCCGCCGCCAUCGCGUCCGCCGCUCGUCGCCACCAACCCCGCCGCCAGGGCGCCCCGCCUCCCGCUCCUUCCCCGAGCGCCCCGCCGCCCUUCGCCGGCGCCGCCCUCCGUCGUCCCGCCGGCGAGCUCGCCGCCCCUCCGCACGUCGCCACCGCGCCGCCCCCGCGCCGGAUCCGGCGAGAUCCGGCCGGAUUCCACGCCUCCCCGGCGUCCUCAACCCCCGCCGGCCGCCACCGUCAACAACUCCGGCGAGGUCCGUGGAUAGGGAUCAGAUCCACCACCUCGCCCAUCCAAACGCCUAUCCGCGCCCGGAUCUCUCCGUCCCGGAACGUCCCCGUCCACUUUUCUUCGAGUUGGUUAUUUUCGUCGAAGUCCCCAGUAACUCCUGA